AUGUACAUACACACACGUACGUACAUAAACACACACACACACAUACACAUGUACACAGACACGUACAGAUACACACAUGUACAUACACACACACAUGUACAUGCAUACACAGACACACACAAAAAACACACACACACCCCCAUAAAAAGUUGCAGUACUUCGUUGUUCACUCAGGGUACUGCACUCUAGGAGGAGGCAGAGAGCACUCACUGUGCUCAGCUAUUGAGCAGUCUGACGGCUCAGAGUGCCAAUGACAGAUCCGACCUGAGCUCCGAGCCUGCUCAGCAAGACUGCCCUGGGGGACACACUUGCCCCCACCAUAAUUUCCACUUGCCAUUGGUGAGUAGGCGAGUGGAAUUUUCAAGCCCUGGGCUAAAGGC
Staurois parvus is the source of this 380-nucleotide messenger RNA. The record is from the annotation of a GenBank genome assembly. Lineage: Eukaryota; Metazoa; Chordata; Amphibia; Anura; Ranidae.